Molecule: messenger RNA, 2370 nt
Organism: Phacochoerus africanus (Common warthog)
Lineage: Eukaryota; Metazoa; Chordata; Mammalia; Artiodactyla; Suidae
Gene: KCNV2
Product: potassium voltage-gated channel modifier subfamily V member 2
Exons: 2
Coding region: 195-1877 (560 amino acids)
Biological process (GO): protein homooligomerization; potassium ion transmembrane transport
Cellular component (GO): membrane; voltage-gated potassium channel complex
Molecular function (GO): voltage-gated potassium channel activity
Source: RefSeq, a predicted model, not a curated record
CAAGCUGGGCUGGGCUGCGCAGGGCCUGAGGAGGGGAAGCUCUGAGGAUGAUGCUGGGGACCCCAGGCCUGCUGGUCCAGGUCAGUCUUUCUAAGACAGGGAAGGGCAUGUGAUCUAUGUCCUAGUAGCAGUGAAGAAGCUAGGGACCCUAUCGAGGCCCGGAGGGAGAAGCAAGAGGUCUGCUUCCUGCAGCCAUGCUGAAACAGAGCGAAAGGAGGCGGUCUUGGGGCCACAGAACCUGGAAUACUACAGAGAGUGUAGACGAGUCCCAGGCAGCCGGCAGCCAACACCGCAGGAGCUUCUGCUCAGUGGGGGGCCGCUCAGGCUCCCAGGCCAGCAUCCCGCCGUGGACCGAGGGCAACUAUAACUACUACAUCGAGGAGGAUGAGGAUGGGGAGGAGGAGGAGCAGUGGAAAGAUGACCUGGCUGAGGGGGAGCAGCAGGCAGGGGAAGACACCACUGACCAAGCAGAAAGCCAUACUGACGCUCCAGUUGUGUCGUCGACGCUGAAUGUGAACGUGGGUGGCCACAGCUACCACCUGGACUACACCGAGGUGGCCUGCUACCCCAAGACGCGCCUGGGCCGCCUGGCCACCUCCACCAGCCGCAGCCGCCAGCUGGGCCUGUGUGACGAUUACGAGGCGCAGACAAAUGAAUACUUCUUUGACCGCGACCCGGAGGUUUUCCAGCUUAUCUACAACUUCUAUGCAUCCGGGGUGCUGCUGGUGCGGGACGAGCUGUGCCCGCGCAGCUUCCUGGAGGAACUGGGCUACUGGGGCGUGCGGCUCAAGUACACGCCGCGCUGCUGCCGCAUCUGCUUUGAGGAGCGGCGCGAUGAGCUGAGCGAGCAGCUUAAGAUUCAGCGCGAGCUGCGCUCCCAGGCACAGGCUGAGGAGGCCGAGGAGCUCUUCCAAGAUAUGCGCUUCUACGGGCCGCAGCGCCGCCGCCUCUGGAACCUCAUGGAGAAGCCAUUCUCGUCAGUGGCUGCCAAGGCCAUCGGGGUGGCCUCCAGCCUUUUCGUGCUCAUCUCCGUUGUAGCGCUGGCGCUCAACACGGUGGAGGAGAUGCAGCACCAAGCGGGGCAAGGCACGGGUGGUGGGGACCCGAGACCCUUCUUGGAGCAUGUGGAGAUGCUGUGCAUGGCCUUCUUCACACUCGAGUUUCUGCUGCGCCUAGCCUCCACUCCUGACUUGAGGCGCUUCGUGCGCAGCGCCCUCAACCUGGUGGACCUGGUGGCCAUCCUGCCGCUCUACCUGCAGCUGCUGCUGGAGUGCUUUACAGCCGAGGACCAGCUGCAUGGCAAGGGGUCGCCCCGGGAACAUGACCUGGAGACCAUGGGCCGCGUGGGCAAGGUGGGCCAGGUGCUGCGUGUCAUGCGCCUCAUGCGCAUCUUCCGCAUCCUCAAGCUGGCGCGCCACUCCACCGGCCUACGUGCCUUCGGCUUCACGCUGUGCCAGUGCUACCAGCAGGUGGGCUGCCUGCUGCUCUUCAUCACCAUGGGCAUCUUCACCUUCUCCGCAGCUGUCUACUCAGUGGAGCACGACGUGCGAGGCACCAACUUCACCAGCAUCCCCCAAGCCUGGUGGUGGGCCGCAGUGAGCAUCUCCACUGUGGGCUACGGAGACAUGUACCCAGAGACCCACCUGGGCAGGCUUUUUGCCUUCCUCUGCAUUGCUUUUGGGAUCAUCCUCAAUGGGAUGCCCAUUUCCAUCCUCUACAACAAAUUCUCCGAUUACUACAGCAAGCUCAAAGCCUACGAGUACACCGCCAUUCGAAGGGAAAGGGGUAAUGUGGAGUUUCUACAGAGAGCCAGAAAGAAGAUGGCUGAAUGCCUGGCCAGGAGCAAUCCACAGCCCGCCCCCAGGCAAAAUCAUUAAUAUUGCUUAGGGCCUGUGACUGGUGGAGGCUAUGUACUUCAAGGCUUUAUUCUUCCUUCCUUUUUUUAAAUUAUCAGGAUUGGCAGAGAAAGGACAUGUGAAGCAGAUAUACACAAGAGACAUUCAGUUCACCACGUUCUCCUAGAAAUGUUCAUUCUGGCUCAAACUCAGGAUGCUUCAUGUUACUCUUUAACUAAUGGUAUUGUGUAAGAGUUUGACCUUCCCCAGGACAUAGAUACUGAAAACCCGAGAGGAGUAACAGCUUAGACUUCUCUCAUAGCUGUGCCUGGCUCCUCAAUAAAUAUUUUUGGACUUGAAUUGACUUGAGAAGAAUUCCCAUGGUGGAAAGAAAAAAAAAAAAUUCUUAGUUGUCCAGAGAGAGGAAAUGUUGAGCUUUGGAGUCAGACUAACCUCUGUCAGAAGCCCAGAUCUACCAGCUGUUCGAUGUGGAGCAAGUUACUUUAACUGUCUGAGCCUCAGUUUCUUUAUAAUU